This is a messenger RNA of Staurois parvus, 1713 nucleotides long. NCBI's taxonomy places the organism in Eukaryota, Metazoa, Chordata, Amphibia, Anura, Ranidae. The record is from the annotation of a GenBank genome assembly.
AUGCACUAUACAUAUCUGGAAUUUUGUCUUUCAGCGGCUGGCUUGGACUUGUUUGAAGGCGACAUUAAAAUUGAGAAAAAUACAAGAAAUGCAAUAAUUGGUGAUAACUACAGGUGGCCACAGACAAUCCCAUACUACCUAGAGGACAAUCUAGAAAUUAAUGCCAAGGGUAUUAUACUGCAAGCAUUUGAACGCUACAGGCUGAAAACAUGCAUUGAUUUUAAGCCAUGGGCUGGAGAAAAGAACUAUAUUUCCGUAUUUAAAGAUAGUGGAUGCUAUUCAUACAUUGGAAACCAGCACUGGGGAAAACAACCACUUUCUAUUGGAUCAGGAUGUGAUACUAUUGAAGUAGUUCAACACGAGUUCCUUCAUGCUUUGGGUUUUUAUCAUGAGCAAUCACGAUCUGACCGUAACGACUAUGUAACUAUUGUGUGGAAAAAUAUCCAACCUGGCAAAGGACAUAAUUUUGAAGCCUAUGAUGAUAAAACCUUGAGCUUUCUAAAUGUUCCUUAUGAUUACACCUCUUUAAUGCAUUACAGCAAAACUUCUUUUCAGAUUAGUAAUGAGUCAACAGUCAUACCUAAGAAUCCUGACUACAUUAAUAUAAUUGGCAACCAAAUGGAUUUCGGUGAAAGUGAUGUCUUAAAGUUAAACAAAUUGUACAACUGCUCAUCGUCUCUCACUUUCCUGGAUUCAUGCAGCUUUGAACGAGAUGUAAUUUGUGGCAUGUUGCAGAGUACAAGUGAUUCUUCUGAUUGGGAGCGCAUUUCUAACAUUUCAAAUGGUCCAAAUUCUGAUCACACAUUCCUUGGUAAAUUAUCAGACACAGGCUACUUCAUGCACUUCAGCACCAGCACUGGCAACACUGGGAGCAAUGCUAUACUUGAAAGCCGAUUAUUCUAUCCUAAGAGGGCAUAUCAGUGUCUGGAAUUCUUCUAUUAUCACAGUGGUAGUGAAAGUGACCAGCUCCAAAUCUGGAUUAAAGAAUACACAACUGGCAAACCCAAUGGUGUUCUGAAAUUAGUGGAUUCCGUAUCUGGCAAACCUGCUGAUUAUUGGAAGGUUCAUUUUUCCUCAUUAAAUACCACAAAGAAGUUCAGAUUUGUGUUCCAAGGCGUAAAAGGAAGUGGAAAUUCUACUGGUGGUAUCUCUAUCGAUGACAUCAACUUGUCUGAAACUCAGUGUGUUCAGAAUGUUUGGCACAUCAGAAACUUCAGUCUUGAUUUCACUAAAGAAAUAGCACUGAGUCCUCCAUACUACUCUAACGAUGGGUAUGCUUACCAGAUUGCUCUAUGGUCAUAUGCUACACUAUCUUCACCAUAUAACCUUGCAGCAUAUCUUUAUCUGAUAACUGGAGAGAAUGAUCGCACCCUUCAGUGGCCCUGUCCUUGGAGGCAAGCUACAGUGGAGUUCAUGGACCAAAAUCCAACCAUUCAGCAGAGAACAUCAAACAUGAAGAGUAUUACUACAGAUCCAAAACAGUUCUCACCAGGUUCCAACACAUUGUUAUGGAAUAAUCCUGCAGUGGUAGGAAGUUUCUCAUUAUUCCCUAAUGGAACCACUUACAGAAAGACUGGUGGGUAUGGACAGUUCCUGUUUAAGGCUGAAGAAUGGCUUUAUAGAAGGGACUUCCUAAAAGGAGGAGAUGCUUUUAUUCUCAUAUCUAUGGAAGGUAUGCCACAAAUUAUCACAUUUUACUUACAGUGGUUGUAA